AGAGGGAGGGAGAAAAAAAAAGCGCGAGGGAAAGAGACGGAAGCCGGGAGGUUUUUCCUAAGGUACUUGGACUUGUCCCUUUAAAGGGCCUGGUGUGUUUUUUUUCCCUUUUGCGGGAGGGGGUGGGGCGGUGGGAGUCGUACGCGCACGCGCGCGCACUGGCUCCCUCAUCCCUCCUUCCCUCGUUCGGUUCCAGGGGGAAGAAGAGUGGAGCGAUGGAGCGCUGGGCGGCGGCCGCUGCUGGCUGGCCGGGAUGGGCCGGGUUGUGGGGGGCUUCGUGGGCCCGCUGGCCGACCUGGGAGCUGCUGGCCGCCUGCGCGGUAAUCGGCGCCCUAGGCUGGAUGCUGCGCUUGCUGGAGAGGAGGCCCGGCGGCCGACGCCGCUGCCAAGGCCCCGGACCUGCCGCCAAGGGGGCCUCCUCGCCCGCCGCUUCAACUCCGCCGCCUCCUGCUGCCGAGGAGAAGCCGCGCUGCCGCGGGAGCCCCCGCCAAGGAACGGUAACAAUGGAUGCUAUUUUAUCACGAUUAAAGCAGCUAACUUCUGAUGAGCUCAGAGAAGAGAUCGUUAAAGCUGGACAGAAAUGUGGGCCUCUUACACUUACAACGAGAUCAAUUUUUGAAAAAAGAUUGGCCCAGGCACUAUUGGAACAGCAAGGAGAAUUAGAGGCAAAAAACUCGCUUUUGAAUGGUGCACUUGGAACUGCUGCAGCUGAUGCCAGCCAACUGCAAACAAAGAAACCUUCAAGGAAUCAAAAUGGUCACAUAGGCUCCUCUGAGGAUGGUGAUUUUGGGUACAAUAUGGGUUUGAACCCACCAGAAGAGGAAGCUCUAAUGCACAAAGCAGAUGAUGACUCUCUGAUCAGUUCUCAGACUCCAUCUAAGGAGCCUCUGCUAUACUAUGGUGUAUGUCCGGUUUAUGAUGAUAUAUUGACAAGAAAUGAGAGGGUGCAUGUAUAUGAGGAUAAAAAGGAAGCCUUGCAAGCUGUUAAAAUGAUAAAAGGUUCAAGAUUUAAAGCUUUCACAAAUAGGGAAGAUGCAGAGAAAUUUGCCAAAGGCAUAUGCGACUAUUUCCCAUCUCCAAACAAGCCCUCAUCUUUGUCACCUGUGAAAGUUUGUUCAGUGUUCAACAGAGACGGCUUAUGCUCUCCUGAGAUGGAAACAGUUAGUAAAGAGAGAGCCAACAGUUAUAAAAGUCCCCGUACGCAGGAUCUUACUGCCAAGCUUCGGAAGGCAGUUGAGAAAGGAGAUGAAACAGCAUUCUUGGAACUUAUCUGGAGUAAUCCUCGCUAUCUCAUUGGCUCUGGAGACAACCCGACAAUUGUUCAGGAAGGCUGUAGAUACAAUGUCCUGCAUGUUGCAGCCAAGGAGAAUCAAGCUGGUAUCUGCCGGUUGCUAUUGGACACUUUGGAAAAUCCUGAAUUUAUGCGACUGAUGUAUCCUGAUGAUGAUGAGAUAAUGUUACAGAAACGCAUCGGAUACAUUGUUGACCUUUAUCUUAACACACCAGAUAAAGUGGGAUUUGAUACACCACUACAUUUUGCUUGCAAAUUUGGGAACGCAGAUGUUGUUAGUGUGCUUGCUUCACAUCCAGAUAUUGUAAAGAACCCAAGGAACAAGUACAACCAAACUCCAUCACAAGUUGUUUGUGAAAGAAGUAAAAAUAAAACUGUGGAUCUGAAAGAGAAAAUCAGGGAAGACUUGAAAGGUCAGUGUUAUGUGCCACUCUUCAGAGCAGAAGACAAUGCCUCACCACCUGUGAUCGGACCACCUGUGAUUGGAGCACCUUGGUCACCUGAUCAGCCAGAAGAUAGCCCUCAUGCUUCUUUACCCAGAUAUUUUGCCAGCCCCAAAGAUCCUGUGUUGACAGUAAGGGCUUAUGGAGGCCCAAUGAGCCCUUCUAAGGCAGAAGAGUUCCACAGACUUUGGAAGACUCCACCUCGAGAGCGAGCAGGAUUUUUUAACAAUCUCAGAAAAUCUGAUGUGGAAAGAGGCGUUGAAAGAGUUGGAAGGGAGUUAGCUCAUGAACUGGGGUUCCCGUGGGUUGAAUACUGGGAAUUUCUGGGCUGUUUUGUUGAUCUGUCUUCCCAGGAGGGGUUACAAAGGCUAGAAGCAUACCUGAGUCAACAGGAAAUGAGCUAUAAGGCUCAGCAAGAGAAAGGGGAGAAUGAAACCCACAACAGAUACAAAACCCCACAGCUUUCUGGCAAAAGUAAAAAAAGCUGCAAUUCUAUUUCCGUUGGGGCAUUUCUUGAUGAUGAUGAUAUGAGUUUGGAAGAAGUCAAGAACAGGCAGAAUGCUGCCAGAAAUUGCAGCCGAACCGUUGCAUCCAAUGAACCAACCAUCACUGACAUCAGAAGCUCAGAGUGUGACAUCCUGUCCAUUGAGCGGACUGAAAGCAUAUUGCCUACAGCAGAAACUUCUGAUAGGCACUUGGAGAAAGGAGUUCCUGCCAGUAAAAAUGGAUUGUGUAGCACUGUGACCAGUGAUAGGACAGUAAAUCCUCAUAGGAGGCACCCAAGUCGAGGAGAAGAGUGCCUUCAGUCUCCGGUCUCCAAUUUAAUGGAAGAAUUUGAUAAGCUGUCUUGUCAGGAUCAGAUGGUGGCAGGAGAAUGUUCACCAGAGAAGCCAAGCCAGGCUGCCACAAAAAGCGGGUGUGGGAGUGCUCAGAUGGAAAGUACAAGGCAGCUUAGAAAACCUAAGGACCAUCUCACUAAGACUUAUUCACCGCUUCUCAAGGCAGGUGCAGCUGCUGAGGAUACAAAAAUAAGGACAGGAGAAAAAACACCACUAGAAGCGGGGAGGCUGUCAGCAGAAACUGAUGUCUGGGGAGGGGAGACAAAACAGUCUUGCAAUUCUGAAUUGCAGUUCGAGAUGUCCUCGCAGUGUCUCCUCAAAGUCUCACCCUCAAAUGAAAAAGCCAAGCAGCUGUUUCUCUUAGGGGAGCAGCCUACAAAGCUGGACAAUGAUGUGUUAACAGCAUUACAUGGGUUGGAGAUUGACCCACAAAAAUACCCUGCUGUUUACAAGUGGAGUGUGUCCGUUCAGUCCUACGCUCCUCCUGACCGGCAAAGUUGGUCAACUCCAUCAAUAAAAGGAAGAUUCAAGUCUCAAAUAGCUUCAAGCCCUUCAAGUGGUCUGGCAUGCUGUAGCCCAGGAAAGAGCAGUCCAGUAUUUGGUAGUCCUGGGAAGUACAAUGUAGGUGCUGCCAGCUUCUCACCUGAUUCUGGGAGCCCUGGAUGGUACAGCCCAGCAUAUGUGAACUAUGUUAUGUUAUCUAAGCGCCAUCACUUCUAAGCACCCGCUCAUCAAUUAGAAUGUGACUCUUUUAAAAAUUUCAGUUAAGUAUUUUUAAAAGGAAGGGGUAAAAUAGGGUGUUAAAACACACAAAUAAUGUACCCCAGACUCAUUUUAUUUAUUAUUGUCAGAGAAAGGGCUGCUUGUAGCAAAUAUUUUUUAUUCCAUUUACCGGAUUAUUGGUGAUUUGCAGAUGAAUAAAUUAAAUUUCCUAGAACCUACUUUUCUUGGGCAUUUAUCCAUGUCCAUUUUACUAAUUGUACAGUGCUUCUCACUGGGAUCCCUUUCACUGUAGACUAAAGGGAACUCAAGGCAAGUUGUCAAGUUUUAAGGUCUUCCAGUUGAGCUGAAAGGAGGAAAGCUCUUUUCUAUGUAUGUAGACUGCAAAUUUAUGGUUUGUUAAUUUAUCUAAUUAAAGAUAUUUUAAAAGAGCCAAACACUUUAGUGUCCUAUGUUCUUAAUGAUAGAAAUGAAUAUCAUGGGCAGAUUUUGCUGUUCUUCGGGGUUGAGGGGGGCACAUUAGCAUUGGCCUUUCAUUUAAAAGUUAAGUUUGUUAGCUACAGGAAAACUAAUUCCCUUUUGGAGACUUCUGGAAUAGAUAAUGCAGCUGCCAUUAAAAUGUCAACCUUCGGGCAGCUGAAGUUUUGACAUUUUGGAAUGACUUCUUCAGACCUUCUGUAUUCACUGCAAGCCUUUUUAGUAGCCUAGAUCUCUACUGCACAUAGAGCUUUCGUGGCUUCCUUAUAUCAAGUGUGAGCAUUUUGUAUGAUGUUUUGGUACAAAACUCCAGAACCGCACUUAAGAUUCUUCCAGUUUUAUUAGUGCCUUUUGUAACAUUUUUAUCUUGCUUUUUAAUAAGUGCUGUUCUCUUAUGUAAGCAGUAACCAUGUUUAACUUUCCAACACUUUUGGAUGGAGGUUUUUUUAAGCUGUUCCCUUAUAGUUUAAAGACUUGAAGAGAUGCUGUAACCAUCCAUUUAUUAUUUUGUAUAUUUAAUGUAGGUGGUCUAAAUGUAAAUUACAGAAUAAAUAUUUCCAGAUUGGCUGGGUCUUUAUCAUAAUCCCAUUGUUUAAAUGGGCAUGCAAAUAUACAGCCUCUCUUGGGUGCACUUCAAUUCCCUUACAUGACUAUUCUUUUCUGUAUAAUUUUCCAAUAAAUUAGAGUGCUGUUCAACAGAUAUACAUAUUGAAGCUGCCUUCUAAUAUAGGUUUCUAUGACUUUGACAAGAGACUAUAGAAGUAAUUUCUUGACUUUUGUAGUGGAAUAUUUAGAUGUGCUUAAUUUAGAAGUCAGCUUUUAUAAAUCUUUCACCAUGGUAUAUAGUUAUCUAGGAAAUCUAAACCAACUUAAAAUAGCUUGCUAAAAACACUGAGGUACGAAGCCUUCCACAAUAUUGAAAAUAAGCUCUCAACACUCACUGAUCUUUAAGCGAAUAUAUGCCACUGUUCCCUUACGUGAAGCUCUCUAUGGUGCAUAAAGAGCAUUCUUGCUUAGAAUCUUCAGACUGUUGGUUUUAGAAGAGAACCAACUUUAAGAAAUUGACAGUGUUUUGUUGUAACUUCUUUGCUUUAUCCUUGUUAUGCAUACCUUUUUGUAUUUAAGAGUAGGGGUUGUAGUGACCAAGUCAUACUUGGAGCAGACCCAAUGAAAUUAAAGGACCCAAGUUAGUCACGCUCAUUAAUUUCAAUGGGUGUACUCUCAGUAUGACUCACACUGGAUAUAACCCUGUGUUGCAGCAGCACAAGCCCAUCAGUUUGUAACACUUGCCCGGGGGGGGGUGUCUAAAGGGUUGGUGUUAGAAACAUAUCAAUGUUUAGAAUUCACAUUCAAGUCCUUUUUGUCAAUGUGUUCAAGUGAAUUUUUAACAAUCUUAUUAAAUUUGUUUAUUUAAAAA
Molecule: messenger RNA, 5187 nt
Organism: Zootoca vivipara (common lizard)
Lineage: Eukaryota; Metazoa; Chordata; Lepidosauria; Squamata; Lacertidae
Gene: ANKLE2
Product: ankyrin repeat and LEM domain containing 2
Biological process (GO): negative regulation of phosphorylation
Cellular component (GO): endoplasmic reticulum
Molecular function (GO): protein phosphatase 2A binding
Source: RefSeq, a predicted model, not a curated record